This is a messenger RNA of Coregonus sp. 'balchen', 5877 nucleotides long. The record is from the annotation of a GenBank genome assembly. NCBI's taxonomy places the organism in Eukaryota, Metazoa, Chordata, Actinopteri, Salmoniformes, Salmonidae.
UCCACUGUCUUGGUCAGGACGGAGCUGCUGAAGCUGCUACUGACCUGUUUCUCUGACGCCAUGUACCUGCCCCCCUCUGCUGAGAACAACAUCCUCAACCCCUGGGUUACCUUCUUCAGCUCUACAGACAACCGGUAACACACACACACACACUUUAUGACUGAUGAUUUAGUUUAAAGCGUGUGCGUGUGUUACACUAAUCCUAACCUCUUCCUCCCCGUCCCAGACAUGCCCUGCCUCUCUUCACGUCUCUCCUCAACGUGGUGUGCGCCUAUGACCCAGUGGGGUACGGUAUCCCCUACAACCACCUGAUGUUCUCUGACUACCGAGAGGUGCUGGUGGAGCAUGCUGUCCAGAUCCUCAUAGUGACUCUGGAGCACGAGACUGGGGCAGCCCAACACAACCUGGACCACUCAGACUCCCUCUCCGCCUCUGCCAUGGAAGACCAGGAGGUAAAAGAGACCCUGAAUCUCAAAUCCCUUACCCCACAGAUAUCAAACUCAUUCCAAGGAGGGCUGAGUGUCUGCAGGUUUUCGCUCCUCCCUUGUACUUGAUUGAUGAAUUAAGGUCCCUAAUUAGUAAGGAACUCCCCUCACCUGGUUGUCUAGGUCUUCAUUGAAAGGAAAUACCAAAAACCAGCAGACACUAGGCCCUCUAUGGAAUGAGUUUGACACCCCUGCCUUACCUCUGAGAGAUCUGGACAGGAAUAAACAACAUGGUGGUAGCUCCAGCUUGUCUUUGGCCACGUGGAAUUGUUGGUUGUUGUAUCAUCUGAUAACUUUUCUCUUCCUUGUGUUCUCAGCCUGUGGGACCAUACAACCUGUUUGUAAACUACCUGUCAAGGAUCCAUAGGGAGGAGGUAAGAGACUAAUGUACACUGUUCAAACGGUCAAUCCAGAGCCAUAUGACUCAAUGGGUCAAUCAGAGGUCCUUUUUUAACCCUUCAAGUCACAGUAAAGUGAUAGAAGGUUGUUGUUUUGUCCUUCCUGUCUUUCCCCAGGACUUCAACUUCAUCCUGAAGGGCCUGGCCAGACUGUUGACCAACCCUCUGAUCCAAACCUACCUGCCCAACUCUACCAAGAAAAUCCAGUUCCACCAGGAACUCCUGGUGCUCUUCUGGAAGCUCUGUGACUUCAACAAGGUUCGGACUGGAGCGCUAGCACCGGCAUCCCAUCAUACCUACAUUGAAGGAUACAACAGUGCUCUAGUAGCCUUAAUACUAUCAUAGAUGGACUAGUAGUCUCACCCCAUCACUUCUAGCCUGGUCCCAUAUCUGUUUGUGAUUUCAACAAGGUUUUGGAGCACAUAGAGUGCUUCUGCCUAAGACCAUCCUAGGUCACAUGGUUCCUAAUUUCUGUUCUAGCCUCACUCUUCACAGCUGUCCCCCCUUCUAGCCUCAUGCUUCACAGCUGUCCCCCUUUCUAGCCUCACUCUCCACAGCUAUUCCCCUUCUAGCCUCAUGCUUCACAGCUGUUCCUCCUUCUAGCCUCACUCUUCACAGCUGUCCCCCCUUUCUAGCCUCACUCUCCACAGCAAAUCCCCUUCUAGCCUCACGCUUCACAGCUGUUCCUCCUUCUAGCCUCACUCUUCACAGCUGUUCCCCCAUCUAGCCUCACCCGUCACAGCUGUUCCCCCAUCUAGCCUCACCCGUCACAGCUGUUCCCCCAUCUAGCCUCACCCGUCACAGCUGUUCCCCCAUCUAGCCUCACCCGUCACAGCUGUUCCCCCAUCUAGCCUCACUCUUCUCAGCUGUUCCCAACAUUAGUGGUCCUUAGUCGUAUAUUUACAGCUCAUUGAAUAAGAAUAAUUUAGCAGCUCUCGUUUAGGUUAAUUAAGAACACUGUGAGGGGUAUCUAGAGAGUAGGGUAAAGUGGCACAUCUGUGUUUGUUAGGUGCCACGGUCUCUGGAGCUCUGUGCCACACACUGCCUCUCACAUCCAUCCACCUCUCAACACUUUCUGCAUCCCAAUUCUCUACCCUUCUGCACCUCAACACUGUGCCAUUUAUCGAUCUGUGCUGCCUGGUAUAUGCCUCAUUGCGUCGCACGUUGACUACAUGUUUACGUCCUCCUCUCUCUCACAUAGGGGAUGCACUGAGGAGAUGAGGUGCCUUUUAAAGUGUUUCUCUCUAAAUAAAUGUUUCAUGUUUCAUCACUUAAGUUUGCAGCUUCUCUAGAGGGCAAGGUCUAAAAGAUUGUGAUAAUAAUUUAAUUUUAACUUUGACAAGUCCUGUCUAAAGUGUUUGUGUCUAACCUCUGGGUUUCUGUCUCUGACAUUUUUAAGUACAGUACUGUUGUUCCUAACUGUUUCCACACUGUACAGGCUAGACUAUUCAUAUAAUAUUGAAGCUCACUCUCAUAGCCCCUUUGUGGGCUAAAAGAGAUUUAAAAAAAAGAACUUUCUGUUUUUUUGUGUUUCAGAAGUUUCUGUUCUUCGUGUUAAAGAGCAGUGAUGUUCUGGAUGUCCUGGUGCCUGUCCUGUUCUACCUGAAUGAUGCACGGGCUGACCAGUGUGAGUCACACAGAACUGUGUGUGCGUGCACGUUCCGAAUGCAGUCUGUGUAUGUCUUGGGAUUGUUGGGUACUAGGGGUACAUGCACUCUGUCUUAGUUUAUAGUGUGUGUUUGUGUGACAUGUACUGUGUGUGUGUGUGUGUGUGUGCAGCUCGUGUGGGCCUGAUACACAUCGGUGUGUUCAUCCUGCUGCUGCUGAGUGGAGAGAGGAACUUUGGUGUGCGUCUGAAUAAACCCUACUCGGUACGAGUCCCCAUGGACAUCCCUGUGUUCACUGGAACACAUGCUGAUCUGCUCAUCAUGGUGAGUAGUGCUACUGGUGCUGUGUGGAUGGGAGACGUCUCAAUGCUUCCCUGGAUGGGUGUGGAAUGAGGGAAUUAUAUAUUUUACCAUGCACUGAUGAAGGUCUUUGUUGACCGAAAAGCCUGGCACAUAAACGGAAAUUAGCAUUGAUUCAAGUGUGUGGAGACUAUUCAUAGUACGCUAUUAAGAUAACUGUCCACAGUUGCCUUAUGUUAGUUCAUUUGUGAUUGUCUAGAUUUUCCACAAAAUCAUCACGGGUGGACACCAGCGCCUGAAGCCUCUCUUUGACUGCCUGCUUACUAUCAUAGUGAACGGUGUGUUACUAUUCUAUUUAAAUCUGUGGGUGAGUGUCUGACUGUCAGUGAAAUGGUCGCCACCUGUUGGCUGCAUCUGGGUAUUGCAGUUUCUUGACACCAGUACUCCUCCAUCCUCCAGUGUCUCCCUACCUGAAGAGUCUGUCCAUGGUAGCAGCCAACAAGCUGCUCCACCUCCUCGAAGCCUUCUCCACCAACUGGUUCCUGUUCUCUGCCUCCCAGAAUCAUCAUCUGGUCUUCUUCCUGCUCGAGGUCUUCAACAACAUCAUACAGUACCAGUUUGAUGGUAAGGCCCAGCUGUUAGUUAGCUCGGGUCCCAGAUCACUUUGUGCUGUCUUGCCAAACAUGGCAAUGAGUGACAAGGAGUUGGCAAGACAGCACAAAGUGUUCUGGGACCCAGGCUCUAUAGACUCACGUUGUCAGUCGUCACACAGUAGUAGAGCAAACCUGGGGUCGAGAGGUUGGCUCACUCCUCGAAAGAUUUUAGCGAGCACUGACUUGGCAGUAUCUCUUGGCGGACAAUGAGAUUGCGUCAACAUGGUUGAUGUUAAAUGACCAGAACAUAAACUACCAGACUGACACUAUUUAAAAGCACUUUUUUCUGGAAUGUGCCUUUAAACGUUGACAUUAUAAACAUGCCCACUGUUUGUUCCUCCUCCUUCCAGGUAACUGUAACCUGGUGUAUGCCAUCAUCCGUAAGCGCAACAUCUUCCAUCAGCUGGCCAAUCUGACCUCUGACCUGGCCACGAUCCACAAGGUAAAGAGAGAGCGAGAAUAUGCUCUCUAAUGUAGAACUCUAUCCUUUAUAGAAUACAACUUUGUCCAUGUUACAGUGAACAGGGGAUCUUAAAAUGAAAAAGGGGCCAGCACUCACUUGACACAGUUGCAGCUGAAUCAUUGAAGCUUUAAUUUAUAAUGUCCUUCUCCAUCCACAUAACAAGGCCCUACAGAUGAAGAAGAAGACCCUGGCUGGUAUCUCCCGUACCAACUCCCAGGAGACCAUCUCCAUGGAUGGGUCCCGACCGGCCGUCCCAGCCGAGCCAGGGACCCUCAAAGCCAGCCUCGUGGCAAUACCAGGUACCCCCCUCCUCUUUGGAGCUCUCCAUGCAUGCAUGCAUGUAUUUUGCAAAGCACAUUUCCCUAUCGUAUGUUAAUGUUUUCUAUUAACUGGGCUUUGCCGGGUGUCCACUAAGCUUCACUCUACAACUCGGUUCAUCACAGAUAUUGGAAUUCUCAAAGCCCUUUUAUCAAAACAUUUUUAAAAACAGCAGUUGAUUUGGUUUUGUCAUUUUCACGAAAUAUCAUAGCAACCCCUUAUUUGAGAUCAGUUUCAUUGUUAGAAACCAUUGAACAAUUCUCUAAGGGUCUGUGUUGUCACUGUAGCUAUUGACAAGCUGACAGAGAAGGCUCAGGUCUCUGAGGAUGGCACCAUGGUCUGUCUCCAGCACAACACACACUCCCCACAGAUGGCCGCUGACCAGCACACACACUCUCCGCAGCCUCAGACGGCUGGUGACCAGCACAAACACUCGCCACAGUCUGCUGACUCUAACACCAGUGGUAAAGCAGGAGCCAGCGACACAGAGUCCAACUCAGGGAGAGACACCGAGGUAAGAGCUCUGAUUAGGGUCAUGAACCCAGCUCACUGGAAAGCAAUCCUUGGGGGAAUCAUUUAGAGUGAAUAACGAAUAUGUAUCGGGACAAUGUAUACAGAUAUACAGUACGUAACUUCUCCGUGACAUGAUUUCGUGAAGAAAAUGCUGUUGAGCCUAGUGACUACUACAAUGGUUAUUAUUUUUCCUGUCAGGAGGCCUUUCAACCAGAGUCAGAACCGGCCAGGAGUCGUUUGUCCAGAGUGUCAGCAUCAGCUACAUACUGGAACCCCACUCCAGACUGGGUAAGAGCCCUCCCUCCCCUUUCCAUUGAACCCUAAACAUGCAGUACAUUCACAGCUGGGGUGUUAUGGACAUCAUUGGUAAGAUCCUUCCUUCCUUCCUUCCUUCCUUCCUUCCUUCCUUCCUUCCUUCCUUCCUUCCUUCCUUCCUUCCUUCCUCCCGAUAGAUGGUGACCUGCUCUCCUUUCUCUGUACUGUUCUCUGUCAGGUCCUCUCCUGGAAGAGGAAGCUUCCUCUCCAGACGAUCAUGAGGCUGCUACAAGUCCUGGUUCCUCAGGUGGAGAAGAUCUGCAUAGACAAGUAAGAGAGGUGGAUCCUACUCUUUCCAACAGAGUUAAAUAGGGGAGAGGGGGGUGGGUCACAUUUCAAUUCAAGAGAGUAGGACUGAGAGAAUCUGUAGGAUUCAAUAGGAUCAUGUGAUUUUGAUUGUGGAACCCAUAAGUGACCAGAACACAGAGUGAUCAAUAGAAUUCCCUAGAACUGGAUUAGCAUAGAUGAGAGAGAUUAAAUGUAUGGGUAUAACCUGCCCAGGGACCGUAGUAAAAAAAUAGCUGUCUGGCUAAAACGGGCACUUUUACAGUAAUGUUGAUUAAUGUGCACUGGCUAAAACUGGCACUUUUACAGUAAUGUUGAUUAAUGUGCACUGUCCCUGUAAAACUAAUUGUACUGAAGUAUAUGUCUAUCUCCUCCAGGGGCCUGACAGACGAGUCAGAGAUCCUGAAGUUCCUGCAGCAUGGUACCCUGGUGGGCCUGCUACCCGUGCCUCACCCCAUCCUCAUCAGGAAGUACCAGGCCAACGCGGGCACCGCCAUGUGGUUCCGCACAUACAUGUGGGGUGUCAUCUACCUACGGUAA